Messenger RNA from Cercopithifilaria johnstoni, 1563 nucleotides. The record is from the annotation of a GenBank genome assembly. Lineage: Eukaryota; Metazoa; Nematoda; Chromadorea; Rhabditida; Onchocercidae.
AUGGAUUCAUUGGCAUCAUCUUUCAUGCAUAAUUUCAGCGGACAGCUGCUGUCUCGCGUUCUUUCAUUCGGCAUAAAUAUGUAUUUAUUACGACGAAUUGAUAGCGAUGCUUUGGGCCUUGUCAAUGUCAAUUUAAUGUUAUUUUACUCAACAACGAUUUUUCUGGUACGUGAACCAUUUCGGAAGGUUUUUCUUGCAAAUGAGAUACCAUUGUCGACUGUUAUUACACAUUUAUGGCUUGCCCCGUUAAUUUGUCCUUUGAUAGCCGUUCUAUUGUUUCUGUGUUUUUGGCUGCCUUUUUCUGCUGUACCAGACGCUUCAUUGGUACCAUCAUAUGCUGCAGCAUUGUCCAUAUUUGCAUUUUCUGCUUGGUUAGAAUCGUUCGCUGAACCUUAUGUUAUAUUGUCAUUACGAUUCGGCAUGGAUGCUCAAUAUGCAUUUGCGCAAGCUUUCCUGGUUAUAAUGCAACGAGUUUUUAUACUCAUUCUAGUUAUUUUGGUACCGAUGUUACCCGUCCAUGCAUUCUGCUGCGCACAGGUUUUGUCUUCUUUCUGUUACACAGUUCUGUGCAUAUAUCUGUUAGUUUCUGGCAUUCGGUCUGUCGCACCUGUUAAAGGUUUCAGCAUGAUGUCACUUUAUCCAAGUUUUCCUAAAGCCUUCUCAAAAGAGAACCGUUCGAUAUUGGGAGCUUUUACUAUUCAUUCUAUUUUCAAGCAGGUUAUUACAAAUGGUAAUGGCUACGUGCUUGCAUUCACGAAUUUCUUUUCCUUAUCUGAUCAAGCGGUUUUCGAUGCAGUCGAUAAAUUGGGCAGUUUGGUCGCACGUGUCAUUUUUGCACCGCUCGAACAUUCUGCUUAUUUGUAUUUCUCCACUCAUCUUCGAAGAGCAACUUCGGCGAAAGAUCGAAUAGAGAGUGAUGUAGAAGAAGGAGUUAAUGCAAUGAAUGGUCUACUGCAUAUUGUUAUUGUAGUUGGUACUGUAAUAUUUAUUUUCGCAAUACCCUAUUCUCCUCUUGUUGUUAAAAUAUAUGGUGGCGCUGUACUAAUCAAUAAUGCGGGUGCGAAUAUUCUGAGAUUUUACUGUUUCUAUCUAAUUGUCAUUGCAAUAAAUGGUAUCACUGAAUGUUUUGCUAUGGCAACAAUGAUCGAAGAGGAGCUUUUUUCACACAGCUGGUUUUUGUUCCUUUCGUCUCCCAUUCAGAUAUUUCUGUCUUCCUUCCUUUCAUACGCUAUUGGUGCAUAUGGUUUGAUACUAGCAAAUAUAGUCACUAUGCUGAUGCGAAUAGCCUACAGCUGGAAACAUAUUCGCCGAUUUUCAUGCGAUCAAAUAAGUUUUCUGAAGGCACUACCAAAUUUCUCAACAAUUUUAAUUCUUCUUUUUUGUCUUAUGGUAACUUCACUUUCCCUUCUGAUUUUCGGUGGAGUUGAUGGUAUAAUACACAACGUCGCACAUGCAACCGUUGGAUGUUCCUUAUUCAUUUUUGUUAUCAAUCACAUAUAUCAAAAUGAUUUGCAUAUUGCCAGAUUUCUAGGUGGUCAGUCACUGGGAGUUCAUGAUGACUAA